Molecule: messenger RNA, 2173 nt
Organism: Drosophila willistoni
Lineage: Eukaryota; Metazoa; Arthropoda; Insecta; Diptera; Drosophilidae
Gene: Pten
Product: phosphatidylinositol 3,4,5-trisphosphate 3-phosphatase and dual-specificity protein phosphatase PTEN
Exons: 12
Coding region: 470-2059 (529 amino acids)
Biological process (GO): phosphatidylinositol 3-kinase/protein kinase B signal transduction; cell motility; protein dephosphorylation
Cellular component (GO): cell projection; nucleus; cytosol
Molecular function (GO): protein tyrosine phosphatase activity; phosphatidylinositol-3,4-bisphosphate 3-phosphatase activity; phosphatidylinositol-3,4,5-trisphosphate 3-phosphatase activity
Source: RefSeq, a predicted model, not a curated record
GAAUUGAAGGUCCGCGGCGAACUGGCAGCUCGUUGAAUUUUAUUUAUUUUUUAGGUUUUUGCAUUAUAAUCUGAGUUCGAAUACGUUCGAUAAAUUGCAAAUACAAUUUAUUAAAAUGCUGUACUAGUGCCCCAAGUGAACAGGAAUACGAAUAAUAACGGAUUACCUACCAACCUGUUAUAGAUGUACAUACAUAUUUUAAUAUAUACGUAUGUAAGCAGACUAAUCCUGACACUAAACAACACCGAGUUCCCUACAACUAGACAAUUGGUAUUUUGAAAACUACUUAAUGGAUUUCGCAACAACCAAACUAAUUAUAAUUGGAAACAAACGAUUUAAGUUUAUUCUCUCACCAAUUUACAAAAUAAAUAUUAAUGGAGAUUUAAACUAGUAGUUAAACAAAUUAAAUGAAAUAAUUUGAUUCAACGGCGCGACCGCGACACUCUCAUCUCCUUUAGAGAAGAAAAACAUGGCUAAUACAAUAUCAUUAAUGUCUAACGUGAUACGUAAUGUAGUAAGCAAGAAACGGAUACGGUACAAAGAAAAUGGAUUCAACUUGGAUCUCACAUACAUUUGCGAAAAUAUAAUUGCAAUGGGUUAUCCAGCUCCGGAUAAAUUUGAAGGCUUGUACAGGAAUCGUUUCGAAGAUGUUUUUAAAUUCUUGGAAGAAAAUCAUGGACAGCACUAUAAAAUUUAUAAUUUAUGUCUAGAACGGGAAUACGACAUCAACAAAUUUCAUGGGAGAGUUGCAAUUUACCCUUUUGAGGACCAUAACCCUCCCACAAUUGAAUUGAUACAAAGGUUCUGCCAAGACGUCGACUCCUGGCUCAAGGAGGAUAGUCUAAAUGUUGUAGCUGUGCAUUGCAAAGCUGGAAAGGGAAGAACAGGUACCAUGAUUUGUGCCUACCUGUUGUACAGUGGGAUGCAGAAAACAGCUGAUGAAGCAUUGGCUUGGUAUGAUGAGAAACGUACGAAGGAUCGUAAAGGUGUAACAAUCCCAUCUCAGCGUCGAUAUGUUCAGUAUUUUUCAAAUUUAAUUUGUUCAAGAGUUCAAUAUAAAAAAAUAAGUCUAAAAGUCUGUGAAAUACGAUUUGCUGGGAGCAGCUUCUUGCGUAAUGUGCAAUGUUCGGUAUUUGUGUUAGAGGAUUCCACAAAUGAAAAAGUGAAGCUUCUGGACACGUGGCCAAUUGAUUUCAAAAAAUCUUUUGUAUAUAAAGGUAAUUCAUCUUUAACAGUUGCCGGUGAUAUAAAGGUUGAGCUUUCACAGUCUUCAAAGUCUUCGCCGUAUUGUCACUUUUGGUUCAAUACGUUCUUCGUCCAAAAUUCUGCAGUUUAUGAAUCAUUUGGAAAUUCAGAAAAAUUUAUGUAUACUCUUAAAAAAUCCGAAAUCGAUGAUGCACAUAAAGAUCGAGAACAUAAAUCAUUUUCUGAGGAUUUUAAGAUUUCGAUUGUUUUUGAAGGUAUUCCAAUUGAGCCCACAAAAAAAAUGCCUAAGGAUAAGUUUCGCAAUCGAGAGGAAAAUAAUUUUGCUGUAUCAUCUUCAAGUCGUUUUUCAGAGGCAAGCGGUGCACCAUUUGAAUUAGUGGAUGGAACGGCGGAUAGUCGUACAAUUAUUAAGGAUCAACAAAUCGAAAAUUUGGAACUGGAUGAAACACUUACAAACAAUCAAACAAAUGAUGGAGUAUCUACCCAUUCAAAAAAUCCCUCAACGGCGUUCAAACGCAAACAGCCUUCGACAAAGUCCAUACCAUUAACAGCAAAUAAUACAAUAUCAAAAAAUGAUACAAAGAAAUUGCAUAUUGUCAAUCAACAACCGUCCGCAAAAAAUUCUGGCUUUGUCAAAUGGCAAAAUGAUGCGAAUAUUACACCCAAGACUCGAGAUUUAAAUGAUAGUAGUGGCAAUAUUCUUAAAUGUGUUGGUGGAGGAUCGAUUAAGAGCCUUGAUCAGGAUCCAUACAACAUCACAUGUAAUAAACAAAGGUCUUCUCCACAUGCCAAUCAUAAUCAUACCGGAGAAGGCGACGAAGAUUGGGAAUCCGGUGAAUCAACAUACCUUUAAUAAAUGUGUAUUACGGACUUACUCUUGGUGAUUUAUAGAAACGUAAUUUAUAGUUGCUAAGUAUUUCGCUAAUAUAUUCGAAUUUGUAAAUAGAUUGUAUGAUAUUUAUUUAAG